Molecule: messenger RNA, 4003 nt
Organism: Scleropages formosus (Asian bonytongue)
Lineage: Eukaryota; Metazoa; Chordata; Actinopteri; Osteoglossiformes; Osteoglossidae
Gene: styxl2
Product: dual specificity phosphatase 27
Exons: 7
Coding region: 295-3609 (1104 amino acids)
Biological process (GO): protein dephosphorylation; negative regulation of MAPK cascade
Cellular component (GO): cytoplasm
Molecular function (GO): MAP kinase phosphatase activity; protein tyrosine/serine/threonine phosphatase activity
Source: RefSeq, a predicted model, not a curated record
GGGCAGUACAGUGGCACCUGAAGGGUUAAUGGUUUUAGGUCUCGGGUGUCAGCGCUGGGUGUGGGAGGGUGAUGAUCUCACCACCACAUGUCCAAUGAGAAGAACCGCUAAGUUUAGGCACCGCCAGCCUUCACCAUCCAUCUCCCAGUACCUCCCAGUCCCGGCCGACGUCAGCAGGUCCCCUUCGCCACAGAGGUGUAGGUCGCGGUGGUCCGGAGCCUAUCCAGGAAAAACAGGGCGCAAGACCAAGUACGGUACACCCAGGUACCGUAUCGCAGGGAACAGUGCAUUGCCAUGGCGUCUCACAGAGACAGUGAUGAAGCAGCAAAUCAGGUUGUUCCUCAGGACGAUGACACCACAAGCGUCAGGUCCAUUCAGUCACAUUACCUGCGAAGCCCCUCCCCCAGCAGGUUCUCCGUGGUCUCCGAUACAGACACGGAGAGCAUCUUCAUGGAGCCCAUUCAUCUGUCGUCCACCAUGGCUGCCAAGAAGAUCAUUAAUGAAGAGCUGAAACCCAAGGAAGUGAAGGUGGAGCCGGUGUCAGAGAGCAUGUUGGAGUCGGCAGAGCAGCUGAUGGUCGAGGAUUUGUACAACCGUGUAAAGGACAUGAUGGACGACAGCAGCCCUUAUAACACCCCCUGUGUGUUGGACAUCCAGCGUGCUGUGGUGCAAGACCGACUCGAGGCCCCAUUCAACCCCGUAGAUGAGGUGUGGCCAAGCAUCUUCAUCGGCGAGCAGUCAGUGGCAGUUAAUAAAUCCCGUCUCAAGCGACUGGGCAUCACGCACAUCCUGAAUGCAGCCCAUGGCACAGGUGUCUACACGGGUCCCGACUUCUACGCCGGCAUGAACAUCCAAUAUAUGGGCAUCGAGGUGGAUGACUUCCCAGACGUGGACAUCUCCCCACACCUGCGCUCAGCUGCUGAGUUCCUGGACGAAGCUCUUCUGACACAUAAAGGCAAGGUGCUCGUGGACUCUGUGAUGGGAGUGAGUCGCUCUGCUGUGCUAGUAGCUGCCUACCUCAUGAUCUUCCAUCACAUGACCAUCAUGGAGGCACUACUGACACUGAGGAAGAAGAGGGCCAUCAACCCUAACGAGGGUUUCCUAAAGCAGCUUCGGGAACUGAACGAGGAACUGCUGGAGGAGAGAGAUGGGGAUGAUGACAGUGAUACACUGAGCCAGAGUUCCGUUAUCGAGGCUCAUCCAUGCCAACAGGGAAAAGCAGAGAGCAUCCUGGGUGCCAGGGCACACUCCAUACAAGUGGAGGAGGAGGAUGGUGCGAGCGUUAUGAGCAGUGUGAUGUCAAUGCAGAAAACUGCUGCCACAGCUCGGGAGGACUACACUGAGGAGCAGAGCAAAUCCUUGCUGGACGAAGAAGAUGAGGAAGAUGACCUGAACCAGACGAUCCGCGAGUGGCAGAAGAGGAAUGAAAAAUACCAGAGCGAGGAUUGGUGGCAGGCGCAGUUGAUGAGUGAGGAUGAUGAAUCGAUGUUUGGGGGAAGCCGACUGCCCGAGGAUGGGGAGAGCGUCACCAGUGCCGACAUACAAGCCUUGAAGGACAAGAUAGAAGCUGGAGUGGGGCGGUGUUGCCAAAGUGCUGAGUCUGUCAUCACCAAUGACAGCAGCAACUGUGCAGACGUUUGGAAGGAGCGUCUGAGAGAGAUCGAGGAGCAGAUCACGGCCCGAUACAGAAGUGCGGACCGGGAGGCCAGCGAGAGCGACAGCACGGACAGGGAGGUCGAUGAGGAGAGCCUACUCUCAGACACGGGCUCCUCCCUCCUCAAUUUCUGCAAGAAAAACAAAGACAAGCUGACACCACUGGAGAGAUGGAGAAUAAAGAGGAUUCAGUUUGGGUGGAAUAAGAAGGAUGCAGAGGCAGAGAAAGGAGCUGGAGGCGAGCAGGAUGACAAUGAGGGGGAAGAGCGGAAAGCACCUUUGCCGGCAGAUGUGAACCUUACAGCCUAUCAAAGCUGGAAGCUGAAGCAGCAGAAGAAACUGGGGGCCGAGAACAAGGAUGAGGUAGUGGAGCUGGGACGCCACGAGAACCCUGUCCUAGUGAAAAGGAGGCAGCGGCGUGAAGAGAUUCUGGAACGCUCCAAACAGACCCUCGAAGAGAGUCAGUCCAUGUGUGGGUGGGACACGGAGAGCUCGUUCAGCAGCAGUACCAUUCCACUGUCAGCCUUCUGGUCUGGAGUGGCCAAGAGCGCCUCUGGAGACGACACUAGCUCCAUGCUGAGCAUGCAGAGCGGCCGCUCUUCCACUCUGUCACAAGCUCACAGCACACAAGGGCCUCCCCUACCCCAGGUGCCCAUGGUGCCCUUACCAAACAUGCAGGGCCCUGGAAACGAGGUGUUGAACCUGGCCAGCAUUCAGAACUGGAUCGCUAAUGUUGUGACAGAGACUCUGAUCCAGAAACAAAAUGAGAUGAGGGCUUGUGGGAGUCUUCCUCCAUCUCGCCCUGCUUCUGUCUUCAGCCUGGGGCCCAAGUCAUAUAUGAAUAUGGGGAGGGGCCUGGAUGAUGACAAGGUAUCCAUGCUGAGUGGGGCCACGGGCUCCAGCGUGUUGUCCAGGGGUGAAGGCAGCUCAGUGCUCUCUGCUGGUGGGGCAUCUAGCAUUUCUGGAACUGGCUCCCGCAAAGGCCGGAUUUCCACUACCAGUGUGCCCCUCUACAGUCUCUUUCAGGACCAGGUGGACCUGCAGAAACUCAACUCUAUGGACAAGGAAAUGAGGUCAGAGAUGAUGGAUAAGAUGGCAGCUUAUGAGGUGAAGAAGAUUGCAGAAGAUAACAAGCGCAGUACCCUUUUCAAGAAAAAAAAGCCUAAGGAGGACAGUGAUGAAGAUGGCAGAGAUAAUGCAGCAGAUGUGCAGAGCGCAGCAGGCAGACAGAUACCUGCUGGCCGUGACAUGCCCAGCAGGACGUUGUCUGACUUGGCUGGCAGACUUGGCAGUGAGGACCUUGACAGAGACAAGACCAGCAAUAUUGACAGGUGGCUAGAUGGAAUCUCAGCACCUUCCAGGAGCUCUAAGUCCUUUGGUGCAAAAAGCUCAAAGCCUCAGGCUACCAUGGAGUCCACAAAUGGUACCUUCGCCAGCAGGAGGAAGGACUUUCAGGAGAAGUCAUUAAACACUGAAGAAGAGGACUACGUGUCCAGAUUUUCCUCCAAAGCUGCAAAGGAUCAGUUUUCCUCAAGCACAUUCAGACUCGCUGAAAUGGAUCCCAACAGAAGUGUGAAUCCAGAGCUGUCUUAUCACUCCAGGAGCUCAACGUUGGAAAAGGAAGAUAAAGCCUAUAACCUGAUGGAAUCUCGCAACUAUGGAACACGUAGAUCCUACAGCACUGAGGAAGAGGCAGAUGAAGAGCUGGAGGAAGAGUCUGCAGCCAAGAGGAAGUUUUCCCACUACUCCAUGUGUGAAGACAAUGACAAAGAUGUAACAAAAGGGCAGCAGGAGGUGGAGGAUGAUGAUGAAGAAGAUGUAACCACCUUUAUCAGCAGGUGCAGGCAGCGCUCCAAGGCUCUGGUGGAGAGCGAGAUGGACAAUGAUGCCAUCAUUAAUGCCUGGAGAACUCAGCAGGAAUCCAAGUUCCACUCUUCCAGGGGGGCUCAAUCUUAAUCUGCUGAAAGCAGAGUAAAUAUGUUUCUCUGCUAAACUAUGUUUAUUUGCGAUAGUUUAUUAGACCAUAACUAAUUACGCCAUGAUGUGACUUUGCUGGGACUGUUUUCCAUCUUCAUAAAAGUUUCAUAUUUUCCAAAUGCUUCUUAAGAAUUCUGUGUUUUGGUGUUUCCAGAGACGAUGACGAAAAGGAAGUUCAAUGGACUCGCGCUGCUCUCGCAGUGUGUGGAGAACUUUUGGAAAAAACCACAGCUCACAAGUGACACAUUUGAAAAGGAGGUCAUUCGAACACCAAACACUCAGCUCAGAAAAGAGCUGCAAUGCGCUGUGCCCCUCUCAGGGAUCUCAUGCGCUGCAAGUGCCACAAAAACCACAAAGGUCACAUCUGAUAAGA